AUGUCGGAAACUGCAGUGCUUGUGGUCAAGAUCUUGGCUGCGUGCUCGUGCACCGUCAUGAUCCUUAGUCCGUCCAUCUUGAUCUCUCGCAUUGUCAAGCAGAAGGACGUUGGCGCAGCGUCGGUCAUUCCACUCGUGACGUUGUUUGCGAAUUGCCACGUCUGGGCCCUCUACGGCUACCUGACAAAGGACUGGGUCCCCAUUUUCUGGAUCUACUUCCCAGGCGAAGCCGUUGCCAUCGUCUUCCUCGCUCUCUACUGGAAAUUCACUACAGAGCGACGUGAUGUCACUCGAGUGCUACUGGUGACCGUCGCUCUAUUGGCGCUCGUCUCGAUCUAUGCAGGAAUUGGGAGCUUGGGCUACACGAACCAGUCCCAAAAACAGGUCGACGCCAUCAUCGGCGUUUUCGCCGACAUUAGUGCCAUGUGCAUGUACGCCUCCCCCAUGGAGAAGCUGCUCCAAGUGCUCAAGUACAAGUCGGCUGCCUUUCUGAACUCCCAUAUGGUCAUCGCAGGGCUUACGAACAAUUGCCUCUGGUGCGCAUACGGCACCUUGACUGGGAACUGGUUCAUUAUUGCACCCAGCAUUAUCUUUGUCUCGCUCAAUACCUUCACGUUGAUACUGUGCGUUGUCUUCAAUGCCAAGACGCACCCUCUUCCAGCUGAUUUCCACAUCCAGCGACGCAUGAGCGACGUCCCUUCAGCUCCGGCUGCGGAAGCGUCAUCAAAGAUGAGUGCUGUCAGCUACAAAGCCGAUAGCACGUUUCCAAGCCCGGCGUUUGAAGCUCUUCACUCGCCGUUAACGUCCAUUCACGUAACGAAGGGGCUUUCUUGA
Peronospora matthiolae is the source of this 834-nucleotide messenger RNA. The record is from the annotation of a GenBank genome assembly. Lineage: Eukaryota; Oomycota; Peronosporomycetes; Peronosporales; Peronosporaceae.